This is a messenger RNA of Helobdella robusta, 327 nucleotides long. RefSeq lists its product as hypothetical. The record is from RefSeq and is a predicted model, not a curated record. The transcript is spliced from 2 exons. The coding region runs from base 1 to 327 and encodes 108 amino acids. Lineage: Eukaryota; Metazoa; Annelida; Clitellata; Rhynchobdellida; Glossiphoniidae.
AUGCAAUGGAGGUACAUGAUUUAUGACCUAGCUGACGUGUUAUUUCUAAAUCAAAAAUGUUCAUUGGCCGUGUUGUCCCGUGAUCGACAAGGAAGAUUGCGUGGAGGGAAAGAGGGUAUUGAAAUGACGCAGUGCAGCGCAGUGCAGUGGACACUCAUGAGAAUUCUGCUUUCGUUGGAUAAUCGAGAAGAGAGGUGUCGUGUCGUGUCGUGUCGCGUCGUGUUGUGUCGCGCGGCUGACUGUAACGAUGGUGUUGGAUUUAUAUGUGACGAUGGUGAUGCCAGGAUGACUCUGUUGAAAUUUGAAAUACUAUUGGGGAAAUUUUAA